Messenger RNA from Cololabis saira (Pacific saury), 5924 nucleotides. RefSeq names its product fibroblast growth factor receptor 2 (gene fgfr2). Lineage: Eukaryota; Metazoa; Chordata; Actinopteri; Beloniformes; Belonidae. The transcript is spliced from 18 exons. Gene Ontology annotation, molecular function: fibroblast growth factor receptor activity; fibroblast growth factor binding; ATP binding. Bases 651 to 3161 code for a protein of 836 amino acids. The record is from RefSeq and is a predicted model, not a curated record. Gene Ontology annotation, cellular component: signaling receptor complex; membrane. Gene Ontology annotation, biological process: positive regulation of kinase activity; protein phosphorylation; fibroblast growth factor receptor signaling pathway.
ACCUGACAAAGCGUCUGAGGAGCAGAGACUGUCGGGGGAGGAAGAGAAGAGCCGGAGCUGGAGACGCGCCUGAGCCGGGUUAACGCACGCUGCUGCUGCGGGAUUUUAUCACAUUCUGCAUCGGACGACUCUCUCUGAAUCUCUGCAGCGUCUCAGCCUCGUCCAAGAUCCCUGGUAGCUGCAAAACUUUCUGCUCAGUUGACAGUCUCGCUGCUGGGGAGCGCUGGGCAUGUUUUUGCGCCCGAGAAGAAACUUGGUGACGGGGAAGGAAAGUUUCGGAGGAGACAGUGGCAUGGUUUUCCGAGCUGUUUUCGAAGGAUAAAGGGUGUCAACUCGGAUUUCUUUUUCGUGUCACCGGACUACAUUGCCAGAAUAUAUUGGAAUAUGUCUUUUUAUCCGAGUCGAUGCCGGCUAAUUGUGGAAUAGUAGGCUGAAAAAAGGCUGCGCCUCUCACAUUCUUUUUUUUUCUGCUUUGUGCUGUUGGAGACAUUCCUCCCUCUGGAUUCAGCUCAUGCUCUCUCCUCCCUUAUCUGUGCAUGCCAAAACAGAGAUUUCCACGAUUUUAUUCCUCCCUGUCCAGGUGAUUGGGUGAAUUCCAGUGAGUGCCAGACCGACCCUGCAGCAGUUGAUGGUUGGGCGGACCCCCUCAGAUGGGAUCAGUGUCCAGGGGGAGGUGGAGAAGGGGGGUAUGGGGAACCCUGUCCCCUGCUAACGGGAUGGCCUCGUGGGCCUGGCUGCUGACUGCCAUCCUGCUAUCCCUUCUUACCGCCAGCGUGGCCCGGCCGCCCCUCACCGCUACCAAGGAGGAGGAGGCCACUCUGGAACCUGAAGAGGCAUCGAACAAAUACCAAAUUUCUAAGCCCACGGUGUGCUCAGUGCACCCGGGGGAGCUGCUGAAGCUGAGCUGCCCUCUGCCGGCGACGGGGACCAUAACCUGGACCAAAGAUGGCAGCUCUUUGGGCACCAACAACCGCACGGUGAUAGAGCAGGAGGUGCUGCAGAUCCGUGAUGCCACGCCCAAGGACUCGGGCCUGUAUGCCUGCACCGGCGUGGGCAAAGACACGGUCUGCUUCAUAGUCAAUGUCACAGAUGCCAUUUCGUCGGGAGAUGACGAGGACGACACAGAGCGAUCGGAGGACACUGGGGCGGACGGAGUGCAGUUAAGCGCUCCGCACUGGACCUCCACGGCCAAGAUGGAAAAGAAGCUGCAUGCAGUACCGGCUGCCAACACGGUCAAGUUCCGCUGUGCUGCGGGAGGAAACCCCAAGCCGAGGCUGCGCUGGCUGAAAAACAGCAGGCCGUUCCGCCACGAGGACCGCAUGGGGGGGUACAAGGUGCGGCCUCAGCACUGGACCCUGAUCAUGGAGAGCGUGGUGCCGUCGGACAAGGGCAACUACACCUGUGUGGUAGAGAACGAGUUCGGAUCCAUAAACCACACCUACACCUUGGACGUAGUAGAGCGGUCCCCUCACCGGCCCAUCCUCCAGGCGGGUCUCCCAGCCAACAUCACUGUAUACGUUGGAGAGGACGCCCGCUUCGUCUGCAAGGUCUACAGCGACGCUCAGCCUCACAUCCAGUGGCUGAAGCACAUCCCCAAGAAUGGCAGUCGCUACGCCCCUGACGGACAUCCCUACGUCAGAGUGUUAAAGACGGCAGGCGUUAACACCACAGAUAAGGAGAUAGAAGUUCUCUUCUUGCCCAAUGUAACAUUUGAGGAUGCUGGGGAGUAUACGUGCUUGGCGGGUAAUUCUAUUGGGAUCUCCUAUCACACUGCUACUUUGACGGUGCUUCCAGCCCCAGAGAAAUCCUCAGGGCCCCUUUCCCCAGAUUACGUGGAGAUCGCGAUCUACUGCGCGGGAGUCUUCCUCAUCGCCUGCAUGGCGGGCAUCGUGGUGGUGUGCCGCAUGAGGAACACGGCCAAGAAGCCCGACUUCGGAGGGCAGCCCACGGUCCACAAACUGACCAAACAGAUUCCCCUGCGCCGCCAGGUAACAGUGUCUUCGGAUUCCAGCUCUUCCAUGAACUCUAGUGCCCCCCUGGUACGGAUUACAACGCGGCGGAGCUCUGCGCACGACAUGGCCAUUCCUGAGUUCGACCUUCCGGAGGAUCCGCGCUGGGAGUUUUCCCGAGACAGGUUGACCCUGGGCAAACCUCUAGGUGAAGGCUGCUUCGGCCAGGUCGUGAUGGCAGAAGCCCUCGGCAUCGAUAAGGAUAAACCCAAAGAGGCUGUUACUGUUGCAGUCAAGAUGCUGAAAGAUGAUGCCACCGAGAAAGACCUGUCUGACCUGGUGUCAGAGAUGGAAAUGAUGAAGAUGAUCGGUAAACAUAAGAACAUCAUUAACCUUUUAGGAGCCUGCACACAAGAUGGGCCGCUCUAUGUGAUAGUGGAGUACGCCUCCAAAGGCAACUUAAGGGAGUACCUGAGAGCCCGGCGGCCACCCGGCAUGGAAUACUCCUACGACAUUGCCCGCGUCUCUGACGAACAGCUCACUUUCAAAGAUCUGGUCUCCUGCACUUACCAGGUGGCGCGGGGCAUGGAGUACCUAGCAUCACAGAAGUGCAUACACAGAGACCUGGCGGCCAGGAACGUUCUGGUCACGGAGAGCAACGUGAUGAAGAUCGCUGACUUCGGCUUGGCCAGGGACGUCCACAACAUCGACUACUACAAAAAGACGACCAACGGUCGUCUCCCGGUGAAGUGGAUGGCUCCAGAGGCGCUCUUUGACCGGGUCUACACACACCAAAGUGACGUCUGGUCAUUUGGGGUGCUGAUGUGGGAGAUCUUCACCCUUGGGGGUUCACCCUACCCCGGCAUUCCCGUUGAGGAGCUCUUCAAGUUGCUCAAAGAGGGACAUCGCAUGGACAAGCCCGGCAACUGCACCAACGAGCUGUACAUGAUGAUGAAAGACUGCUGGCAUGCCAUCUCAUCACAUAGACCCACCUUCAAGCAGCUAGUAGAGGAUCUGGAUCGAAUCCUCAGCCUGAACACCAAUGAGGAGUACCUGGACCUGUGUGCCCCGACAGAGCAGUAUUCCCCCAGCUUCCCCGACACCCGGAGCUCCUGCUCCUCCGGUGACGACUCCGUUUUUUCCCACGACCCCUUACCGGACGAGCCCUGCCUCCCCAAGUACCAGCACAUAAAUGGGAAUGUCAAACGAUGAGGUGCCGCCCCCGCCCCAACUUCCAACCCGCCCCGACCUCAACAUCCCUCGACACGUAGCACAGACACUUUCCCUGAAACCUCCCCGCCCCCUCGUCGCUCUGGCUCCCCUUUGGACUAACGGGCCCAGAGCGGACCGGGCCAGUGGCAGUGCUGCUGUCACACACUCAUACUGCCAUGCACUCGCACAACACACGCAACUUUACUCAUGUGACGUCUUAAAAGAGAGGACAGGGACCUUUACAGAAGCUAUUUUCUACCGGCUGGAUGAACUGAAAUUCCCCCCGGAGACACUCCUCCUCCUCUUCCUCCUCUUCCUCUCUCACAUAAACACACAGCUUUUUCAUUUUGGUUCUCAUCUUUGUACCCGGAGAUUCAACAGCACGACUUGUUUGGCGAUCCAGUUGCAGUGGCUGGCAUUCCAGGACGCUUGUUUGCUCCUGGAGGAAUGUAUGGACCGAAAUCAAAAUAUGGGAAGACAAAUAGGAAACGGACCGAGAGACAGAGCUUCGACUAACAAAACAGGAUUAGGAGGAGAGCAAAUAUAAAAAAACCUCUCUCCUGUUUAUUUUGUAAUAUUGGUGCAUUUCUUUUUCAGUUCUCUCGAAUCUCCCCAAUUAUUCUGGAGAAAGAAAACACAGUAUAAUGUAUAGUGCUGGAUAUAUUUGUAAAUAUAUUCAAAUAUGUAUAAAAUAUAUUAUAUAUUUACAAUGAAUUAUUUUUUGUAUGGACUUGGAAAUAACCCCUCUGCCUCCCACCCUACGUUCUGUUUUAAGAAGCAGGCAUGCUAACAGAUAGCGUGUCCUAUAUUUCUCCUCACACACACUUAAACAUGCAGACAAGAGUACACACACCCACGGACACACACACACACACGCACACUUAAUACUUUAUCGCAGUAACACCGUUGAGUUUUGGCUUUCAGGGAGGUAGCAUGUUAAUUUAUUGACUUACUUAUUUUAAAUCGCAAAGAGUGGAAACAAUAUGGCAGAAAAAAGGACAUUAACGUUGCUGAUAUUAUGAAAAUAAUCCUUUAAAUGUAAGGUAAUUUAAAAUGGUCUUUCAGCAGUAACAGAAAAAAAGUAUAUAUAUAUAUAUAUAUAUAUAUAUAUAUAUAUAUAUAUAUAUAUAUAUAUAUAUAUAUAUAUAUAUAUAUAUAUAUAUAUAUAUAUAUAUGUAUUUUUUUUAGAGGGUUUGAAAGAUCAAGGUUUGAUAAGUUUUAUAUAUGAAUGUGAAUAUUAAGUUAAAUUUGAAAAACUGUACAUUUUAUAGUCAUCUAAUCCCUUUCUUAUAUAGCUGUUGAUGCCAUUUCUAUCCAGUCUUUGUUAGCUAUGCUUUAGGAAAUAAGACUCCUUCUGGAUAUUUAUAUCUAUUAAAAGGCAUACGAAUUUGGAUAUACCUGAUAACAGCCAGCUUCCACAUUUUAGACUAAAUAUACACUCAAAUUUUACAUUACAGAAUUGAAAUCUGAAAAGAAGUAUUUGUUUUCUACUGGACCAACAUUGAGAUGUCUUUUUGCAGGUGCUCAUGCCACAUUUGCAAAAUAAAUGUUGAAAAAACCCAUUCCUGUACAAAUCUCUGACUUUAUGGGUUGUUUUAGUUGUAAAGACUUUUGUGUGUGUUUUAUUUUCUACAACAGAAGAAUCUCUUAUCACUCAACUUCACCUUUCUUUGAGGUAUAUUUCUUGAGCCUUGCGUUUGAUGUCGGUGCGGAGGGGUAAGUAAGGAGUGGGAUUGUCCUCUGUAUCUGUAGUCGGAUCAGACGAAUCGAACAAAUCUGCAGGCACGCCAUAUAUGAGCAGUGUUUCUUUAUUUCAUAAAGAUGUGGUGUAAUCUUGUUUUAAAAAUUCACCUUCAACUGUCCAGACUCAAAUCUGCAAGCUCAGCACGAAAGCAGAGUAAAAACCCCCGAUCAAAUUAGACACUAAAUUUAAGUUAGUAGUGAGAGCAAUUUUGCUAAUGCAAAAGGAACGAGUAAUUGUCGUGAUAGUGCAUCUCUGUGUCUGGAUCUGUCUGGCUUUGAUCAGCCAAAGAGGCUUUGUUAGGCUUCUAUGAGAUGCUCUGAUUAGCUGAUUGAUUUCCUCUUCUGUCUUAUCACAACAGAUUUAAUUCAACAGAGUGAGUAGCAGAUGUACUUGAUUCGAUGUUAGUUAAUCAUAGCUGAUCUAUUAGCGAGUCUGAUUGACUGGUGGUGGCCAUGAAUCUGGCUGUGCUUUAAGAGGGAUCCACCUGGAUGGGAGAACCGCCCAGCGGGUCAUAGAACAGCUCUGUGUGACACAAUCCACAUGAAUGCUCCGUAUGAGUGUUUCACUGUCGCAGGUUUAUGCACCAAAAGCCUGUCAACAUUGUGAUCUGCCUGUCAUCCGGUAAAAGCUGCAGCCUUGCACACCUGAGCAGCAGAAAGCAGCUAUGGAGGAUGGAUGGAUGUAAUGAAAAGUAUUAACAAGAGAUGACAGCUGUGCUGUCAGCCCUGCGGAUCAGGCAGCACGGCUUUAUUUCCUAAUUAGCACUUACUACAAAGAGUCUGGUGGUUGAUGAGAAUGUAUUUAAAGGUAUUUACUCUAAAACAAAGAUGAAGCUGUUGAUCUUAGAUGAAACAUGACUUUUGUAAAGUUGGUGAAAUGUAUUUUCAUGGGGAGCAUGAGUGUCUAGUUCCAGUUUUGUUGAACUGAAUGAUACUUUAAUAAUUUCAAAUGGGAAUUAUGCUGAUGAAACAUACAUUACAGGGUAAAAAAUAAAUAACGUGUGUAAAAAAAACUAAAAA